UCAAAAGAGGCAAACAAAACUUGUAGCAGCUACCAAUGCGCGUACCUUGGCUAGCACCAUGCCCUAAGUCCAUGACGACACAACCAAGGGAGCUAGCUUCGUUUACAGAUUUGGAGUGAACUUUGGGUAAUUGCCUGCAAUAUGGACGCGGGUCACGGUUCACACGCACCUGCGGGCAGCGAUGGCGGAUCAUCCUCCAUGUCUCCGAGUAUGGGUCACGUCGCUGGAUUCGAAGCUCAAUUAAUGCCGAUGCAAAGCAGUUUUUACUGGGGUAAGGACAUGACGCUCUUGUUUUCGAGCUGGGUAACAAGAAAUCCGGUUCACUACGCACUCGUCGUCCUGGCUGUUUUUAUUUUUGCAAUCGCCCACCAGUUUCUGGGAUACAUCCACAAGCUCUACAGCGGAAGCAGCAGCAGUGGCAGCAGCAAACAUAAACACGCAUGGCUCGAGAUGUUGGUGGGGGUGGUUUUGUAUGGCGCCCACACAACCACGGGCUACUUGCUCAUGCUCAUCGUCAUGAGCUUCAACGGAGGUGUCUUCGUUGCCGUCAUAUCUGGGCUGUGCCUGGGAUUCUUGAUAUUCCAAGCCAUUGAGAGGGCUAUGAAUGUGAAUGCGUCUGAUCGUGCA
Messenger RNA from Selaginella moellendorffii, 627 nucleotides. Its product is annotated as copper transporter 5.1. Gene Ontology annotation, molecular function: copper ion transmembrane transporter activity. The record is from RefSeq and is a predicted model, not a curated record. The annotation marks the transcript as partial. The transcript has a single exon. NCBI's taxonomy places the organism in Eukaryota, Viridiplantae, Streptophyta, Lycopodiopsida, Selaginellales, Selaginellaceae. Gene Ontology annotation, cellular component: plasma membrane. Gene Ontology annotation, biological process: intracellular copper ion homeostasis; copper ion transmembrane transport.